CACGCCCUAAUAGAUGCAGAAUGGUUCAUUACAGACUUGUCCCUUUCUUUUUCGCAUUUUCUUUUUCUAGGAGUGAACGAAAAUCAAACGUCAGCCUGGUACUUGCCUCCACCAUUUCCGUUGAGCGACUUCCCCAAUCCAAAUCCACUUCUCCAAAAAAUACCCAAAAAGAAGGGGAAAAAAAUGAAAGCUCUGUUUAAUUCAGACUCAAUUUUAUCUCCAAUCCCAGUACGCAAAAUCAUACCCCAAAUUCCCCUUCAAAAACCCACUUUCCUUCCAACAACAAAAAAUGGUGGUUUAAGGAUUAAAGCUGUUUUGUAUUCGGCUACAGUGGAUGAUGAACACGGGCUGUCCGAAACCCAUAUUCGGAACCCGGCGAUUUCAACCUCCUACCGGAACCCGAAGUUCCGGCCGCCCAACCCAACUGUUUUGGAUGCCCAAACUAAGGUCUGCACCGGGCCUACUCAGACUAGGCCUCUCAAAGAAGAACAGGCUUUUAAGGUUCUUGAUACCAUUUUGAGAUCAGUGAAGGGAGAGCUCAAAGAUGAAGAGAAAGUAUCCGAGGCGCAACUUGGGGCAUUUUUUGCUGCAAUGACAAUUCGUGUGAAUACCUUUCCGGAGCCAACACAAUGGAGUGAAGGCGAAAGGAAAGCAAUAAAUUAUUAUUGGCCACAACUAGUUCGAGUACUACCUCCAGAUAUUAUCUUUCUAGCUGACCCUGAAGGGUCCAUCAUGGAAAUAGGUAGUUCUAUAGGCCCCCAGUUUAUUGGCAACAGCACUUCUGAUAUGAGACUGGUGGGUGCGCUCAGGGAAGUCUUGGCUGGUGGUCAUCUUGGGUAUGAGGAGGUUCAGGGUGUUCUGAAAGACGUACUUCCACUGAGGUUAGAAGAUACUUUAUCAGCGAAUGUGAGUACAUCACUACUUUCAGCAUUUUUGAUAGGUCAGCGCAUGAAUAGGGAAACAGAUCGAGAGCUAAAAGCUUACUGCCUUGCAUUUGAUGACGAACUUGGCCCAGUACCAGUUGCUGAUGUGAAAUCAUUGACCCACUAUGGUGAACCUUAUGAUGGUAAUACCCGCUACUUCAGGAGCACGCUUUUUGUAGCUGCAGUUAGAUCCUGUUAUGGUGAAUCUUGCUUGCUUCAUGGCGUGGAUUGGAUGCCGCCUAAGGGUGGCAUUACAGAAGAGCAAAUGUUGAAGUUCAUGGGGGCAAAUACGCACUUAUCCCCACUGCAAGCUAAAAAGCUUCUUGAGGAUGAUAAGAUUGGUUUUGCAUAUAUAAGUCAACGUGAAGCUCGUCCAUCUCUAUAUUCACUGACUGGAUUGAGGGAACAUAUAAAGAAACGUCCACCAUUGGCAACGACAGAGAAAGUUCAGCAAUUUGUGCGGGCACACGGUAAGGAAGCAAUUGUUGCUGGAUUUUAUCACGGAGGUUAUGAGGAGUCUAUUUUGAUGCUAAUGAGAAGAAGAGGUGUUCAAGCUGGUUUGGUGGUGAAGGUAAUUAAAUAUCUUAAGACAGUAAGGGAAUGUUUAUUUAUAAGUAAAAAAGUUAGGUUUAAAAUGAAUAACUUUUUCAUUGGUGUUGUAUUUAGNGAAUUGGGAUUAGCAGCUCUGCGUGGGGAGAAGGGUCCCGCAUAUGAUCGUAUUGUUUUAAAUGCUGGAAUGGUUGAUCAUUUGCUAGGAUGUGAUGGUGCAGAAGAUAUCUCCAUAGCCAUGGAAAGAGCCAGAGAGGCCAUUGAUAGUGGUAAGGCUCUAGAUAGGCUUUUAAAUUACAUAAAGAUAUCUAACAAAGUGGACUGAAAAGGUGUAGUUUGCAGUUGAAUUUUUUGUAGUUUUCAUCUCUGUAUUUAAAUGAAAUUUUGCUUUUUUUGUUUUUUUUU
This is a messenger RNA of Olea europaea var. sylvestris, 1877 nucleotides long. RefSeq names its product anthranilate phosphoribosyltransferase. The transcript is spliced from 8 exons. The record is from RefSeq and is a predicted model, not a curated record. NCBI's taxonomy places the organism in Eukaryota, Viridiplantae, Streptophyta, Magnoliopsida, Lamiales, Oleaceae. Gene Ontology annotation, biological process: GMP biosynthetic process. The coding region runs from base 184 to 1797 and encodes 537 amino acids. Gene Ontology annotation, cellular component: cytosol. Gene Ontology annotation, molecular function: GMP synthase activity.